Molecule: messenger RNA, 1001 nt
Organism: Hippocampus zosterae (dwarf seahorse)
Lineage: Eukaryota; Metazoa; Chordata; Actinopteri; Syngnathiformes; Syngnathidae
Product: CMRF35-like molecule 5
Exons: 4
Coding region: 103-741 (212 amino acids)
Source: RefSeq, a predicted model, not a curated record
CUCACGUUUUUCAAAGGUAGAUGUUGACAGAGGAAGUGCAGCAAAGAGGAACCAACCAAGUACAACUAAGAGCUGAACGAGACCAAAGGUAAAAACGAACCGAUGCAAGAAAGCAUGAAGAUACUUUUCCUUGUCAUGGCAUUUCUCAUGCAAGGGAGAGCAAACGCGGUGGUUGAAGUGACAGGAGUAUCUGGGAAGGACAUAAAAAUAACAUGCUCUCACGACAGUGCAUUUGAUAAUGUCAAAUACUUCUGCAAUGCAGUCUGUAUACGUGAUAAAGAUGUCUUAAUAAAAAGCAGGGAUUGGUAUUCUCAAGAGAAAUACAGCAUAGUAGAUGCGAGAAACAUAUUUUAUGUUACAAUCUUUCAUCUGACAAAGCAGGAUGCUGGGACCUACUGGUGUGGAUGGGAAAGAGUUGGUCCGGAUACAUACCAAAGGGUUGUCCUCACGGUCAGAGAAGGAUCAACAGAGGAGCCCAAGGAAGACACGCCAACAACAGAGGAGCCCAAGGAAGACGAGCCAACAACAGAGUCUCCUGAGCAAGUUCCUCCAAGUACUUCAUCCUCGAUGACGCCAUUGUACAUCGGAGCAAGUCUCGGAGUAAUCACACUAACCACGGCACUCGUUCUUCUCAUCUGCUUCACACAGCAAAAAGGGAAGAUUAGAACACAUCCUGGUAUGAAUGACACAGAGGACCCUAUUUUCAUUCUCAGCGCAAUUCUAGUGCAAAGUAAAGUCUAGCUGUAUGCAUGGGUUGAAUUUUCUUUCUUUUAGUAAUUUACUAGGCUUUGUGGGGUGGAACCGAACCGAGUCUUGGCUUAAAAUCAGGGUGGUUGGAAAGCACGGUUGGAAGCUUGAUAUUGUAGGAACAGAAACAGACUUGAAGGGGUCGGAAGAUGACACUCUCAGUUUGGGGAGAGCCUUGCAACACUGCCGUGUGCCAUCCUUCCACUGUCAUUUUGUUUUUUAAUUUUAUUAAGAGAACAGGGCACUUCCAAAUA